Messenger RNA from Fusarium venenatum, 816 nucleotides. NCBI's taxonomy places the organism in Eukaryota, Fungi, Ascomycota, Sordariomycetes, Hypocreales, Nectriaceae. The record is from RefSeq and is a predicted model, not a curated record.
AUGUACAACCAGCAAUUCAUAUUUGACUAUUUGAUGACACUUGUGGACAGCAGACGCUUGGACAUUAACAAGCCUUAUGCUGUGGGUCGAACAUUACUGCAUGCUGCGGCAUCGCAAACCAACAAUACCCAUUACAUACGUGUUUUAAUGCAGUAUGGGCUUGAACCCGACGCAUUGGACGACGGCUUCCAGACACUGUUAGGACGGGCUGUCAUACUACGGCAUUUCGAGGGAGCUGAAAUAAUGCUCAGUGACCCGCGAUACGACAAGGCCAAGGUCUUUGAGACUCCUCAUCGCAUCGGCUACUUUCUUUUCGAAUAUCAUGUUUUUGGUAGCCUGAGAGCUGUAUGGCCAGAGCUGGCGAUUUCUCAAAUUGAAUUCUACGACAGUUUUGGGGCUACCAAAGCUGCUAUGACGAGAUCCCACAUGCUACGGUGUCUGUUAGACGACUGGCCGUCCAUCAGGGAAGACGUACGCGGUUUUAACAGCUGGGUUUUGGACUGGGCGCUUGAAAGAAUGCAGGUAGGCCAAAUCAAUUACCAGGACGAUGAUGGAGGAUAUGCAGUCCUUCACUUGAUGGGAUAUCACGCAAACUUCGACGGCGUCGCCGCUAUGUUGCAAUGCGACAAGGCUGAUAGAUAUGUGCUGACUAGAAAGAACAUGAGUGUGUUUGACUGCAUAUUUGUGGAGGACGGAACCCCUUUCCCUGAUAAAGGGAGGUAUAUCCCGUUAUGGUGCUCUGAAGGGUUAUCACGGAGAGGUGAGGUUAACAAGCGGUUCGAAGCAUUGGACCAGAAGAUCGAAAUAGCUUUAUGA